Molecule: messenger RNA, 1357 nt
Organism: Ipomoea triloba (trilobed morning glory)
Lineage: Eukaryota; Viridiplantae; Streptophyta; Magnoliopsida; Solanales; Convolvulaceae
Exons: 15
Coding region: 1-1026 (341 amino acids)
Source: RefSeq, a predicted model, not a curated record
AUGCAAAACGAGCCAGUUGUUGUAGAUUCAGAUGAUGAACCUGUGAUUGAACUGAGAUCGCCAAAUUCUCCUUCCAUUGUUCAGCUUCAGGGUUUACCAGAUGAACAUGUAUUGAAGUACAGCUCCAAUGUACAUGAUACUAAUGAGCCAGUUGUUGUAGAUUCAGAUGAUGGCCCGGUGAUUGAACUGAGAUCGCCAAAAUCUCCUUCCAUUGCUCAGCUUCAGGGUUUACCAGAUGAACAUGUAUUGAAGUACAGCUCCAAUGUACAUGAUACUAAUGAGCCAGUUGUUGUUGAUUCAGAUGAUGAACCUGUGAUUGAACUGAGAUCAUCAAAAUCUCCUUCCAUUGUUCAGCUUCAGGGUUUACCAGAUGAACAUAUAUUGAUGCACAGCUCCAAUGUACAUGAUUCUAAUGAGCCAGUUGUAGAUUUAGAUGAUGACCCUGUGAUUGUACUGAGAUUGCCAAAAUAUCCUUCAAUUGUUCAGCUUCAGGGUUUACCAGAUGAACAUGUCUUGAAGUACAGCUCCAAUGUACAUGAUACUAAUGAGCCAGUUGUAGAUUCAGAUGAUGACCCUGUGAUUGAACUGAGAUCGCCAAAAUCUCCUUCCAUUGUUCAGCUUCAGGGUUUACCAGAUGAACGUGUAUUGAAAUACAGCUCCAAUGUACAUGAUACUGAAGCUUUGGUAGUCGUUAUCCCUGAUCAUAUCAUAUACAGGAAGCUUUGGUCCACAAGUUCCUGUUUGUCAUUUUCUCCCAAAUGCAUUAAGCUUGAGGGUUUACCCAAUUCUGAGACAAUGCCUUCGACAUUUAAGUGGAAGGUUUCUGCUGUUGUUGACAUUCAGUCUGUGUGGAUUGAUAGCAUAAAAACAGCUGAUGUGACAAUUCGCCUGAUAGCGAAGACACGGAGAAGUAGAGUUGUUAGGAUCUUGCGCUUUGCUGUUUCUGAUCCUGAUUGGUCUGACAAACAAGAAGCAAUUCAAUCACUAGACUUCAGAUAUAAGGACAGAUGGAGAACUGCUGGAUGAGUUACUUUUAAAUGCUUUACAAAAUAUUUUAUUUUCGGGGUAGAGACCGUUGGGAGUGAACUAUUUUUGGAGCAGGAAAGGUCUUCUCCUUCAAGCACUUCUUUUCCCAUGUAAAUAAAAGGCCAAUUACCUAGUUUGUGUACCUCUCUUGUGAUUUGAGAAUUAAAUUGAAUUCAGCUAUGAUUUGAUGUUAUAGCUGUUAAGGGUGAUUAUUGGUCACUGGUAAUAUGCAACAUACCAGAAGAUUGAGAAUUUGUGAGUUUGGUCUAUUUCUUAGGGCCAACAAGCAAACAAUCAUGAUGCUUCCUUGUAGCUCUUGGCAAAGUUAUUU